AUGCCCAUCAUACCUGAGUUAUUGUCACUUCUGCUUUUUCAUGAGGUAGUCUCCAAUAUACCUUUCAAUAUAAGUACGGAUGUUAUUAAACAACUUCUUCCAUUGGGUGACAUAUUCUCAAAAGUCAUUCUCUUGCUCCAGGAAGCAGCUUUGCGCUUCGUAGAUUCAUCCUUGAGGACAUCUGAGUUCGACCCAUCAAUAUUUUCAUCAACUUUUACUCAGCUUAUGUGGAAUAAAAUGCUAGCAAAAAAGGAAACUACAAAUAUGUUUGGGAAUAGAUUUGCAUGUGAUGGAGAUAAGAAUCUGUAUACAGUAGGGCCUCUUCCACAGAACAAUUUUGAGUUCACGGUGGUUCUUCAGGAAUCCUUUCCAGAGCAUGGGAGUCCUCCUCACAAUGGGAGCCCAGUGAGUCUGGUAAAAGGUCAAAGCAUUCUUUACAAAAAAACUUUUAAAGUCAAGAUCUGCUAUGCUGCUGAAAUACCUUUGAAGUCCAUUUCUCUUUCCCUCCAAAGAGCUGAUCCGGACAAUGUUCAAGAUGCGCUAAGGGUGCUUGAUGUUAUAUUAAGACAGCAAGCACCUAAUUGGUACUUGGAAAUUUCUCCUUUCAAGGUGUCUUUUGAGGCCAAAAGAAUGCUAAAAAACUUAAGAAAUAAGACAAGGCACAACAAGAAGGAGUUCAAGAUCAAAGGUUUAAGUAACAAGCCUUGCAAUCAGCUAUUCAUUUCAAUUGAGAAACAGCUCACCCAAGGUGAUGGUCGGGUCCUAGAGGCACCCAAGGUAGAGGUUGACUUUCUUGACCCGGUUUAG
Ilex paraguariensis (yerba mate) is the source of this 807-nucleotide messenger RNA. The record is from the annotation of a GenBank genome assembly. NCBI's taxonomy places the organism in Eukaryota, Viridiplantae, Streptophyta, Magnoliopsida, Aquifoliales, Aquifoliaceae.